AUGUUGGUCAUUGACAAAAGUUGGUCGCUUAUUCUGAAUAUAAUAAUUGAAAGAUACUUGGCGGGAACCACCACUUGUAUUCUGUGGCACGAUGACUUUGAGUGGCAGUUGCAAGGUGAAGCCAAAAAUUACUCGAGCUUCGUGAGCAUCCAGAUGGAGACGCUUUCCGGUAGCUUCGAGAGGAAUGUGGUUGAUGUGGAGGCCAAGGAACAGCAGCUGAGGCAGAACGACUUGAACUAUGACGAUCUGAUGCUCAAGCUCACCAUAUCCAUAGAGAUGUCGCACUGCGAGAGUUUCCUCGUCUUUGGUGAACACAUUCCCCUCUUUGUGGCCGCCUUCUCGAGGGCAUCUAUGUACUCUAUUUGGCGCAGUCUGCACAACAGAUUCGUGUUUGCCCAUGUGGAAAUGGAACUGGGAGAGUCCUGCUGCCGGGAAUAUUUCUUCGAAGAUCAACCCAAUAUUUUGUUUGUGGUGCGCAAUUCUUCACAUGGAACGAUCUUUGAGCUGAAGACGAACAAGUAUGUGGGACCAAGAGCUGAGAAGCCUGGCCAGCUGCUUUUACUGGAUCGCUUUGAUGCCAGCGAAGAACAGUUUCAGCUCAACACAUUCCUCUUUCCCGACAAACUGAGAGACCUUCAGGGACGCGAGGUGAUCAUCGCCGGGUUCGACUACAGACCCUACACGGUCAUCAACAAAGGUAUCUCGAGCAAUGCCCGAGAUGUUGGCGUGGCUGCCGAGUCGGACCAGGCCGAGGUCUAUAUCGAUGGCACCGAGACGCAAGUUGUGCUCAACUUCUGUGCACAGUUCAAUUGCACCGUGCAGAUCGACACAUCUGAUGCCUACGACUGGGGCACCAUCUACCCAAACAUGUCGGGGGACGGGGCCAUGGGCAUGAUCAUCCAGCACAAGGCGGACAUUUGCAUAGGCGCCAUGUACUCCUGGUCCGACGAUUAUACCUACCUAGACCUGUCCAUGUAUCUGGUCAGAUCCGGGAUCACAUGCUUGGUGCCGGCACCCUAUCGCCUGGCCAGCUGGUACCUGCCACUGCAACCGUUCCAGGGCACAUUGUGGGCCGCCGUGGUCGUCUGCUUAAGCAUCGAGACUAUGGGUCUGGUAGUGGCACAUUGGAGUGAGCAGAAGCUGUACAAGAUGGUGGGCAGCGAGGACGCCAGCUGGUGGAGCAGCUGGGCAUUUGGCCUGGUGACCACCUUCAAGCUGUUCAUUUCGCAGUCUGGGAACAGCAAUGUGAGAUCCGUCACGGUUCGUGUGCUGCUCUUCGCCUGCUUCCUCAACGACAUCAUCAUCACGAGCAUCUACGGCGGAGGCCUGGCCAGCAUCUUGACCAUUCCCAGUUUCGGGGAGGCGGCUGACACGAUGCAGAGGAUGCGCAGCCAUCGAUUGCAGUGGGCGGCCAACUCGGAGGCGUGGGUAUCCGCAAUACGUGGAACCGAUGAUCCCCUGGUGCAGGAUCUAUUGAGUAACUUUCACAUCUACAGCGAUGAGCAGUUGCUCCACUUGGCGCAAACUGGACGCAUGGGAUUCACCGUGGAGCGUCUGCCCUUUGGUCACUUUGCCAUUGGGGAUUACCUCACGGGGGAGGCCAUCGAUAAGAUGGUGAUCAUGCAGGAGGAUCUCUACUACCAGUACACGGUCGCCUUUGUGCCUCGUCUUUGGCCACUCCUCGGACGCUUCAACGAUCUCGUCUAUCGCUGGCAUUCCUCUGGCUUCGACAAGUACUGGGAAUACCGCGUGGUCGCUGACAAUCUCAACGUGCAGCUGCAGCAGCAGGUGGAGAGCACCAUGCCGGGUGUGGGACAGGGUCAGGAUGACAUUAACAUCGAACCCGUCACCCUGGGCAUGUCUAACUUUGCUGGCAUUCUGGUCGUCUGGGUCUUGGGCAUCACUGUGGCCCUAAUGGCCUUUGUGGCCGAAUUGCUGACAGCCAAGUUCAAGCUGGCAAAAAGUUCGACUCAAUGA
Molecule: messenger RNA, 1977 nt
Organism: Drosophila innubila
Lineage: Eukaryota; Metazoa; Arthropoda; Insecta; Diptera; Drosophilidae
Gene: Ir41a
Exons: 8
Coding region: 1-1977 (658 amino acids)
Cellular component (GO): membrane
Molecular function (GO): ligand-gated monoatomic ion channel activity
Source: RefSeq, a predicted model, not a curated record